UUUAACUCCACAGCUUUCCCAGUUCUUUCUCUCUAUGCCCAUCUUUCUUUCUUUCUUUGUUGUUUUCUCUUCUUUUUGGGUGUUUCUUGCCCCAGCUCCCUUUAAUACAUCUGGAAAGAUGAAGAGGCAGCUGCUAUGGUAAACUGUGCAUUUUGGUUAAUGAAUAGCAGACUAAUAAGAUAUAUAAAACGUAUGCAAACUAUUUAGUUGAUGUCAAAGCCAUAGAGAUACAAUACUUUUCCUUCUAAAGAAUACUCAACUUUCCUGUGGUAUUUUGUUUUCUAAUUUGCCAUUUGUGAUAUUGUAAUGCUACCACAAAGUAUUCCUCUUUCUGCUUAGUCUGCUCAGUAUUUCACCUUGUGGUAUACUUAUAGGAGUUAAUUUAAAGUACACAGGGAAAAGAAUCUGUCAGCUGUGUAAAGGACAUUUCCCUUAGAUGCAUAAAGAGAAAAAUGCAUCUAAAGAAUAGGAACAAAAUUUUCUGAAAUAUUUAUGGUUUUGACAUAACUUUUUUUGGGAGGGGCAUUACUGGGAGUUUUAAACUCAGGGUCUCAUGCUUGCUAAGUAAGGGCUCUAGCACUUUAGCCAUACCCCCAGCUGUAACUUUUUUGUUCUCUUGUUUUUUUGGCUACUGGUACUCUUUUUCUGGGUUUCUUUCUUAGGUUAGAAACAGUAAGUAAUAUACUUCUUGAAAAUGUUUCUAUCAUAACAUCCAGCUGCAGCUGGGUUAUUGCUUUCAGUCAAGCCUUGAAAAUUCUUGUAAUCUGUGUCAUCCUGUCUCAUACUGUCCCAUCUCAUAGUUGUCCUCUCUCUGCAGUGCUCUAUGCCCAGGUCUCUGUGGCUGGGCUGCUCCAGCCUGGCGGACAGCAUGCCUUCACUGCGGUGCCUGUAUAACCCAGGGACUGGCGCACUCACAGCUUUCCAGAAUUCCUCAGAGAGAGAAGACUGUAAUAAUGGCGAACCCCCUAGGAAGAUAAUUCCAGAGAAGAAUUCACUUAGACAGACUUACAGCAGCUGUGCCAGACUCUGCAUAAACCAGGAAACAGUAUGUCUGGCAAACACUGCUAUGAAGACUGAAAAUUGUGUUGCCAAAACAAAACUUGCCAAUGGCACGUCCAGCAUGAUUGUGCCUAAACAGCGGAAACUCUCAGCAAGCUAUGAAAAGGAAAAGGAACUGUGUGUCAAAUAUUUCGAGCAGUGGUCAGAGUCUGAUCAAGUAGAAUUUGUGGAACAUCUUAUAUCCCAAAUGUGUCAUUACCAACAUGGGCAUAUAAACUCAUAUCUUAAACCUAUGUUGCAGAGAGAUUUCAUAACUGCUCUGCCAGCUCGAGGUUUGGAUCAUAUUGCUGAGAACAUUCUGUCAUACUUGGAUGCCAAAUCACUAUGUGCUGCUGAACUUGUAUGCAAAGAAUGGUACCGAGUGACAUCAGAUGGCAUGUUAUGGAAGAAGCUUAUCGAGAGAAUGGUCAGGACAGAUUCUCUGUGGAGAGGUCUGGCAGAACGAAGAGGGUGGGGACAGUAUUUAUUCAAAAACAAACCACCUGAUGGGAACGCUCCUCCUAACUCUUUUUAUAGAGCACUUUAUCCUAAAAUUAUACAAGAUAUUGAGACAAUAGAAUCUAAUUGGAGAUGUGGGCGACAUAGUUUACAGAGAAUCCACUGCCGAAGCGAAACAAGCAAAGGAGUUUACUGUUUACAGUAUGAUGACCAGAAAAUAGUAAGCGGCCUUCGAGACAACACAAUCAAGAUCUGGGAUAAAAGCACAUUGGAAUGCAAGCGAAUUCUCACAGGCCACACAGGUUCUGUCCUGUGUCUCCAGUAUGACGAGAGAGUGAUCAUAACUGGAUCAUCGGAUUCCACAGUCAGAGUGUGGGAUGUAAAUACAGGUGAAAUGCUAAACACGUUGAUUCACCAUUGUGAAGCAGUUCUGCACUUGCGUUUCAAUAAUGGUAUGAUGGUGACCUGCUCCAAAGAUCGUUCCAUCGCUGUAUGGGAUAUGGCUUCCCCAACUGAUAUCACCCUCCGGAGGGUGCUGGUAGGACACCGAGCUGCAGUCAAUGUUGUUGACUUUGACGACAAGUACAUUGUUUCUGCAUCUGGGGAUAGAACUAUAAAGGUGUGGAACACAAGUACUUGUGAAUUUGUAAGGACCCUAAAUGGACACAAACGAGGCAUUGCAUGUUUGCAGUACAGAGACAGGCUGGUGGUGAGUGGGUCAUCUGACAACACUAUCAGAUUAUGGGACAUAGAAUGUGGUGCAUGUUUGCGAGUGUUAGAAGGCCAUGAGGAAUUAGUGCGUUGUAUUCGAUUUGAUAACAAAAGGAUAGUCAGUGGCGCCUAUGAUGGAAAAAUUAAAGUGUGGGAUCUUAUGGCUGCUUUGGACCCCCGUGCUCCUGCAGGGACUCUCUGUCUACGGACCCUGGUGGAGCAUUCUGGAAGAGUUUUCCGGCUCCAGUUUGAUGAAUUCCAGAUUGUCAGUAGUUCACAUGAUGACACAAUACUCAUCUGGGACUUCCUAAAUGAUCCAGCUGCCCAAGCUGAACCCCCCCGUUCCCCUUCUCGAACAUACACCUAUAUCUCCAGAUAAAUAACCAAACACUGACCUCAUACAUGCCCAGGACUCAUUAAAGUUGCGGUAUUUAACAUAUCUGCCAAAACCAGGAUGAGCAACAACAGCAACAAUCAAACUCCUACCCGGUUUCCCCAGACCAGUGAGGAGCAGGGCUUUGAGACUCCUGUUGGGACACAGUUGGUCUGCAGCUGGCCAGGAUGGUCUGCUCAGCACAGCCGACUGCUUCAGUGCUGCUAUCAGAAGAUGUCUUCUAUCUUGAGUGAUUGAUUGGAACUUUUAAACCCUCCUCUCCUCUCCUCCCUCUUCCCCCUCUGCACCUGUUUCUCUCUCACUGGGUUCCAGACAAAGAUGACUUAUAAAUAUAUAUAGUGUUUUGCCAGAAUCUCUCUUGCUUUGCCAUUAAGCAGAACUAGUUUUCCCAUAUGGCCCACUUCAAGGGGACAGGAGAAAGAAGCUUCCAGGCAGACAGCACCUUGUGUCCCCUGUGAACUGCAGGAGUGGUCCUGUGCCCUAUGCCUGGCCAGAGCAGCCCAGCCACUAUGUGGAGCCCUCUGCACAACUUCAGGAAGAGAGAAAAGGAGAGGGGGUUGGGUAAAAGGAAUACACACACUGGAAGAACUGGGCCUGCUGCUUCCCUCCACUGUCUGUUUCUGUCCCUCUUCCCUGCUCCCCACAAAUCCUUUUCAACCUGAGAAGGCAUGUGAAGAGAGUGUCUGCAGCUAGCAUGACGCAGAGCCACUAGAAAAUGUGACACUUGGAAGAGUUAUGUGUAUACGGUCACAGUUUCACACCCAAAGUGACCCUGAAACAGCAGUGGAUUCAUAGACAUGACACUCUCAUCAUAUUUUCAAGUCUACUCUCAUCCCUUUCUUCCCCUUGCCUGUAGGGGAGGGAACAAAAAUGUCCUGGGCACUGACAGUGGCUGCUUCUCCUGGACUCAGCAGUGUCCUCGAUUCCAUGUAGAUUGUGGAAAGAAGCUGCUGAUUGCAUUUCCUCUCGUUAACAAUUAGAUGUGUAAUAAAAAGCAUUGUGCUUCAUCUUCAAUCACUAGCAAGGCUUGGCCUACAGAAAGGCUGGAAGUGGCCAGAGCUAGCCAUUUAGUGUAUUCUGUAUCAUGGCUCUCAUCUCUAUUUCCUCAACCGAUCCUGUGAGCACCUAGGCGCCUGUAACUUCCCAGACCUCAAAUGGAGUAGCUUAAGAGAUGGUCAGGAGUGAAAGCUGAUUCAUUUAUAUCUAGGCCAGUAAAUAUCAUCUCUCAGAAAUCAAUCUAACCAUCUCAUCCUUGCAUUGCAGAACCUUCCUUCUGCUUCUCUCACAUCCAGUAAUUUGCAAAAAGGCAAAGCUGCCAGAAAGAGAUGAUCAGGGUGAAGUUUGGCACACAGGGUUUACUAAUGAGGCAAAAACUGCCUUCUCUUUCUUUUUCUUCUUCCUCUUGGCCUUAUUUUGCUCUCCACUUUUCCCAACCAAUAAAAUUUCUCUGGCAGUUGGUGAACAACAUAAACAAAUGGACCUCCUCCCAAGGACCAGACUAACCCAGCCACUUGGAAGGCAGCUGUGUGGACUUUCUAGCUGGUGGACUCCAGGUGCCACACAAGCCUGAGAGCACUGUAAUUGCAUCUCCAGCAUGUUUCCGCAGGCAUGAGUGGGCCUGCCAAGGGGUGGCCUGGGCAUACCCUUAGGCUUUGAGGUCACAGUGCAUUCUCCUUGUUCCCUUGGAAGCUGAGCCUUUAGGCCCAUGUUUCUGUUUCUGAUCCACACAGUUGGGUUUAAGAAAGCCACUUUUUAACCAGCUGCUAUAAAAACAGCAGAAUGGGAGCCAGUUUUAAGUGACCUGUAGCCAGGCCACCUUUAGGUCAGCCAAGAGGGAAAGGAAGAGGGGCAUCUUCACUCUUCCCUCUAGUUUGCAAGAAAUUCCCUUCCUAAAAUGUACCUAGACUGAAUGUUGUUACGCAUUGAGAGGCAGGUUAUGCAUAUGCAGUGUUUUCUUUUCUGCUUUAUGAAUAUUUUUAAGCUUUUGGUCUCAGUUACACUUCCCAGUGUACUGAUACGCUGUUGCCUGGAAAAUUUCUCAGUAUAAUUUCCUUCCCAACUAUCCAAAUGCUAGAGUAUUGUUUUCUACUAGCCACUAUCAGGGUUCUUGUCUGUUAUGUUGACCGUUAGCUUUUUUGAUUGGUUAUGGAUUUUACUGCAGAUGAAGAUAGAGGGCUGUCAGCCCUGAAAAACACACAGGUCAGACAUGAGAGAGGCAUGGGUGUGAGGCUGUUUCAAAUAUUGUCUGAUAGCCAUAACUUUACUAGCCCUUCUGUUAUAUGCUGCUAUUCAAAAGUGGGAGCAGGACUGGUGGAUGUAGCUGAGUGUUAGAGCACUUACCUAGCAUGCACAAAGCCCCUGAGUUCAGUCCCCAGCAUGGGGGGAAGAAAAAAGGAGUUGUUGAAUAUUCAUUGGUGCCCAGGAUUUUGCCUCCCUUCUAGGUUCGGCUGAAGGUGCACUGUACCUAAAUCAGUUGUGAAACUCAUCCAGUCCAUUGUGCUUGAGAUCAGGGGUGGGCCCUACAAAUGCGGAGUCGUUAACUCAGUUGAGGUUAUUCUCCAAGUUAGCCUUUCUGCUACUGAUAGAAAUGGGAAUGAAGUUAAGUGGUCUGAAAAACUUGAAUCGUUCACAUUUCUCAGCUUUGGGGGUCAUUUACCAGUUCAUUGUAGAAGAAAUAAUCAGGUAAGUAGUUCAUUUCCAGAGAAGGUAAAUCCCACUUACCAUCUCUGCAUGAUUUCAGUGGGAAUUGAUUAUCACUAAUCCCCAACUGGGCUAGAAUAAAUGUAAAGUUUGACCUUUUUAAAAAGAAAAGCAAAACAAAGUCUCCACACAUUUAAAGGGACAGCAGAAGACACUGAAGGUGUCUCUUUGCUCUGAAAUUAAGUGUCCCCAUUUGUAGAUUAGUGUCUUCACCAAAAUCCAUGCUCCACUGGACAGCCUGAAAGACCCCUUUCUUAAAGAGGGACUGAAGCCCCCUCUAAGGUGGGUAAGGAGCAUGUGCACAUGGUUGUGCCUGCUGUGAACAUGUGUGACCUCUCAGUUCACACUGGGGCUGCUUGGACAAGACCAGCAUCCCUUGCUACUCAUGUAUGUAUGUCAGUGCUGAGAGAAUCCUUUUACUAUUAAGUGCAAUUUGAAAGUGGAUGUGAAUUAUGGAUGGGAGACCUUUUGCACUUGUCCGUUGGCUAAAUUCUUUCUGAUUUGUCCUAACCGUAGAGACAUAGAUUCUUGACAAGUAAAGUCUGGCCCUUACAACUUGUUUCUGAGCUGGAAAAGACACUGAGACUCCUAAAUCAUUCUGUAAGAAAAAAAAAAUUUUGGUACAAUCUAAAACUGCAGAGAAGGAAAUAGGCACUCAUCCCUUGCCAUCAUCCCUUUGCCAUCUUGUGGUACCAGGGGUCUGAACAUCUACAAUUGGUCUACUCCUAAUUUAACACUUGAUUGUGUGGAUUAGGGUGUAGAAGAUUGGAAAUAAUUUGGGCUGUUUUUUUUUUUUUCUUUCCUAGAAUUGGAUUAAAUACCUUGGUAUUAAUUGACCUUCUUAGCAUCUUCCUUUUGCCUUAGAUGGUGAUGCCUUUCAGCCCAGAAGUGGAAGCAAUCCAACCCAAAAUACUGCAGGCCUUAGGAUUUAGAUUGCAAGCUUGAUUCUGAAGUAAUCCAGGAUACUUAUGGAUAGAACAUGAACUGUGUAGAUUCCUGAACCCUGGGACUGACGUACUCUUUGGUGGUUAGGUUUACCAUAUAACCUUAAUCCACCUUGCUGACCUCCCUUUCCUAUUUGGAUAAGUUCAACAGACUUCCCAAAGGCUACCAGUGGGGGUUCAUCUCCCUAUGCUUCAUCCACACAGCUGAUCAUUGACAGUCCAGAACCCUUUAUUCUAACCACAAUCUCCAUCAGUGCCAGAAAGACAGCCAUCUCAGGGGAAUAAAAGUGGGUUUUGCUUCUGGUUAUCUUUGAUCUAUAGUUAAUUUAUGAUGUCCUUAGAGCUGUGGGAAGAAAAACCAAAAGAGCAUGAUCAGCACUGCCUGAUUUUGGGUGGAACUUACUGCUUUGAUAUCUAGAAAUCCUUUCUAGUCCAGCACCUAUGAUCAAAAAUUUCUGGAGGCAGGUGACAUCCAAACCAACCCAGCUGGCUCUCUUAACUGCUGAACAGGUGUGUGGGUAAGGGUGUGCCUUCCAUGGACAGUGAGGGAAAAGACCAACCAGGAGGUUAAACCUCUGGGUACCAAGGAAACUAACACCUUCCCAAAGUAGUGAUUGCUAAAGCUCAAACACUCAUCUAAGGGACAUUCAGUGGACUCCAGUGGUGGGAACAGGCCUGGCAACACGUGAACUUCCCUGAGAACUUUUGUUGGUUCAGCUCUUUGUUCUCUAGAUUCUUAAGUACUGACUGCUUUGACUUUUGUGAUUAUGUUACGGUGAUGUAUAGUCAAUGUACCAAUAUGUUCACAACCUAGGAUCAUGGUAACAGAAUGUGUUUAUGGUUUUUUUUUAACUGUUCAGAAAACAUAAAUUACAAAUACAAGAUUAAAGUGAAUCUUCUAAGUGUCUUGUCUCUUUGACCCAACAUCAAAAGGACAGUAAGUUUUUCGCUGUACAAAUCUAAGGAAUGCACAGUAGAUUUAAGACAAUCUCACAUGAGAAAAGGAGAGCAGGUGAAAUCAGGACUGGGUGAUGUGAAGAAAUACGGGGACCCUGGCAUGCAAGUCAUGUUCCAUAUUGGAUCAUAUUGAAGCCAAAAUGAUGUCUACUUUGCAAGCUGGUUAUCAUAGCCAACCUGAGUCCUUAAUUUAAGUUUUUCUCUGUUCCUCUAGGGGGGAAAAGACAGGUCUCCUCUACAUCCCACUUGGUCUUAUUGCAGAAGAGUGAGUUUGCCUUAAGAAGCAUUUCCAGAGGCUCCACAGGCUGAGAGUUGACCCACCUGAGGGUGACCAGUGCUGCUCCCAAGUGAGCAGCACUUCUCCUGGUAAAUGAGUGUAAGGAGGUAGGUAGGCCACCAGCAUGAGGCUAUCAUUGCUAACAUUGUAACCUGAGCCUAAGCUUAAGUUUGUGGGCCUUGCCUUCAAAUAAGUGUCAGAUUCCCCCAGGAAUGGAGGUUUAGGGUGUGUCUAAGGAAACAGCCCUUUAGCUACCUUUCCUGAUGCCAGGCUAGGCCUGUGAUCCCUCUCCCCCAUAAACCUGUGGCUGUGCUGCCAUCAACAGUGACUGAAGGGAGGAGACCUCCCUUCCUGAUUUGGCUAUUGCCAGUUAAAAGCAUUUUAUUAGACUGCUAAUUAAAGGCACUUCGUCAGCAGCGGGAGAGGCCGGUGGUGCCUGGUGAGAUGGAGCUGAAGCCAGGAGAAAUUGUUUUCCUCCCCCCAUGGAAGCAGAGUCUCUUGGAACUGUCUUGGUCUCCCAACCUCUCCCGCUCAGCCUACCACACCCUUUGCCUUCAAUUCACAGCUCCAAGGGGAGUGAGGUCAUUACCAAGCCCAGAACUAGAGCCCCCAUCACUACCUCAGGCCACAGGAGUUCUGAGGGACUGCUGAAGUCCCUGGACACCUCACCCAGAAGCCAACUAGCCCAGUGGGGAGAAUUCUUGACACCACUAAGGAAUCACUCCCCAAGCAUCUGGUGUGAAUGUCACAUGGUCCCUGUGAAUGA
Molecule: messenger RNA, 8246 nt
Organism: Castor canadensis (American beaver)
Lineage: Eukaryota; Metazoa; Chordata; Mammalia; Rodentia; Castoridae
Gene: Btrc
Product: beta-transducin repeat containing E3 ubiquitin protein ligase
Molecular function (GO): protein dimerization activity
Source: RefSeq, a predicted model, not a curated record